Messenger RNA from Peronospora matthiolae, 159 nucleotides. NCBI's taxonomy places the organism in Eukaryota, Oomycota, Peronosporomycetes, Peronosporales, Peronosporaceae. The record is from the annotation of a GenBank genome assembly.
AUGGAGACCUCCGUCUACUCUGGUGAAGGCAAAGAACGCUUGUCGCUGUUUCUUUGGUUCCGAGAGGUUGAUAUCGCUAUCGCAUCGAGACUUCUAGAGGCUCCUCAAGCGAGGGUCUACUUCCUCCUUUCCGGUCUCAGUGAGAAAGCGAAGGAGUAG